AUGGAGAACCAAGCGGGAGAGCAGCAGAGCUACGAAGACGUGCAGAAAAGCGGGUACCUCCGCAAGCAUAAAUCGAUGCACCGGCGGUUCUUCGUGCUGAGGGCGGCUUCGGAGCAGGGUCCGGCGCGCCUUGAGUACUACGAGAACGAAAAGAAAUUCCGUAGUAAAUCCCCGGUCCCCAAGAAGACCCUGAACCUGGAGACGUGCUUCAACAUCAACAAGCGGGCGGAUUCCAAGAACAAGCACAUGAUCGUCCUGUACACCCGCAGCGAGAGCUUCGCUAUCGCCGCAGACACCGAGGAGGUGCAAGACGAGUGGUACCAGGCCAUGCUGGACCUCCAGUGUAAUUUUAAAGCCCCUGACGACUGGGGCAGCAGCGGCGAGUGCAGCUCCCCCUCCCCGGUGCCCACCUUCAAGGAGGUGUGGCAGGUCAAGGUGUGGCCCAAGGGCCUGGGCCACGCCAGGAACCUGGUGGGCAUCUACCGGCUGUGCCUGACCGACAAGACGGUCAACUUCGUCAAGCUCAACUCCGAGGUGGCCUCCGUGGUGCUGCAGCUCAUGAACGUGCGCCGCUGCGGCCACUCGGAGAACUUCUUCUUCAUCGAGGUGGGCCGCUCGGCCGUCACGGGCCCGGGGGAGUUCUGGAUGCAGGUGGAGGACUCGGUGGUGGCGCAGCACAUGCACGAGACGCUGCUGGAGGCCAUGAAGGCGCUCAGCGAGGAGUUCCGGCAGCGCAGCAAGUCCCAGUCGGUGGGCACGUCGUGCGGCGGCGGCACGGCCUCCAACCCCAUCAGCGCCCCCAGCCGCCGCCACCACCCCAACCUGCCCCCCAGCCAGGUGGGCUUCUCCCGCCGGGCCCGCACCGAGACCCCGGGCACGGGGGGCAGCAGCACCAGCACCUCCCCCACGUCCCGCCACGGCUUCCCCAGGGCGCGCACCGCCAGCAUCGGGGCGCGGUCGGAGGAGGGCGGGGCCUGCGGCAAGGGCACGUGGGCCAGCUCCAGCCCGAGCCUUAACAGCUCCUGCUCCACCACGCCCACGCUGAGGCCCAAGCCCACCCGGGCCCCCACGCCCGCCAAGAUCACCCUCAGUCUGGCGCGGUACACGCCCAACCCCACGCCCUCCCCGGCCCCCAGCCUGUCCUCCAGCUCCGGCCACGGCUCAGAGUGCGGCCUGAUUGGGGCCGCGGCGGGGGGGAUGGCCAUCUGCUCGUACCCCCGGGCCCCUCAGAGGGUCUCCGUCUCGGGGUCCCCCAGUGACUACGGCUCCUCGGACGAGUACGGCUCCAGCCCCGGCGAGCACUCCCUCAUGGUGCCCAACUUGCCCGGCGCGUCGCACGGCAUCGGCGGCCAUCUUGGGCACGGCGAGGGCCCCGCCAGCUACCUCGUCAUGGGCCACCGGGAGGGGCUCCUGGCCUCGGGCCACCGCUCCAAGGGCCGGCGCAUCCUGCGGCGCUCCUCGGGCCGGGAGUGCGAGGCAGAGCGCCGGCUGCUGAGCAAGAGGGCGUCGCUGCCCUCGGCCGCGGCCCACGACCGCCUCGGGCCGCGCAGGAAGGACGAGGACGAGGAGGACGACGAGGAGUACGCCGUCAUGUGCCGCAGCCCCAACAACACGACGGAGCGGCCGCCCGGCCCGGGGGGCUGCCCGGGCGGCGGGGGAGGGGGGCCGCCGGCGGGGGACGCGUCGUCGGGGGAGGCGAGGAAGAGCGGCGGGGUCGGCCGAGGGGACGGCGAGGCCGGCGGCUACAUGGCCAUGGUCCCCGGCGGAGCGGCGUCCCCGCCGGGCACCCUCGCUCUCGCGGCGGCGGUGGGCGCGGGCGCGGGCGCGGCCGGCGCCAAGCCCGCAGCCGCCGACGAGUACAUGGCCAUGACGCCCAACAACAGCACGUCGUCCCCGCAGCCCAUCCCCCCGCCGGGCGCCGAGGGCUACAUGCUCAUGUCCCCCAACGGCGGCUCCUCCGACCUCCAGGGGCUGGUGGCCUGGGGGAGCCGCUCCAGCGUGGAGAGCCGCCCGGCCAGCGACUACAUGAACGUCUCCCCCGGCAGCAGCCGCUCGGCCUGCAGCACACCCCCCUCCCACCCGGAGCAGCACCCCCUGCAGCCCAAGAUGUUCAACUCCUACUUCUCCCUGCCCAGGGCGUACCAACACACCCUCUACACCCGCUUCGAGGACGACCUGAGCCAGGGCCAGGGCGGCGAGGGUGGAGCCGGCCACGAAGGCACCGGGACGGGAGGAGGAGGAGGAUACAGCAAGAGGAACAAGAUGGCGGCAGGUCCCGCAGGAAGCCGUCCUCUGUCCCUGUCCUCCUCCUCCUUCUCCUCCAGCUCGGCCAGCAGUGAGAGUCUGGAGGACAAGUCCCUGGUGGCGGGGCGGGGGUUGAGUGUGUUGCGAGCGGGCGGAGCAUGUGCCAAAGACGGACGCCACGCGAGGAGCACGUCGGGCGGUAAGGGCUCACAGCAGGGGAGGAGGAGCCGGCCCCCCGGCGCGUCCUCGGACAUGGCCAAGGCCAACACCCUACCGAGGGCCAGGGAGAACCUGCAGCCCUCCGUCGCUCAUAGCGUGGGCGAGUACGUCAGCAUCCAGUACGGCGAGGACGGAGAGUACAACGGACGGCGUCGCUCGGCAUCCCGGCACGGUCAGGCGGUCCACGGCCCCCUCGGGCCCCUGGACCGCUCGGUCCUCUGUCGGGACAGCCCCACCAACCUCUCGCGCAGCUUCUCGGCGCCACUGUCCGCCUCUGCUGAGUACGUCAGCAUGGAGGUGGGCAGGUCCUCUGCGUCCCCGCGGACCCCUGCCCGCUCCAAGUUCACCACCCCGCCCGCGGCCUCCCCCAAGUCCAGAGACGGUCGCAGUGCUAAGUCCUCGCCCCUUGCAGCAGAAGGCCACAGCAGUUACAGAACAAGCGCUGCCCUCCCAACGGACACCCCCAAAGGGCCAGAUCCUCCUAGUAAGAGUUCUUCUUCUAACACCGCGGCCAGACCCCAAGCUCACUCCGGCCAACUGCCGUUUCAGCCGGACCCCAGCCUCGGUUUCUCCCCGAUCGAGUCGUUCUCGUCUCCCGGCCGGAGCGGCCGACUGGCGCGAGGCGACUCCCAGGGUCUGAGGAGCCCGCGUGCAGGCGAGGCGUUUGGGCCCACACCUUCAAUGUCUUCUCUGAGCGCACUCUACCCGGAGGCUGGCCAGUCCGCGGCCCAUCGGCCGGCCUGGGACUGCUCGUCAUGGGAGGGCGGGCAGGCGGCUGGGUCCGCGGUGGCGCCAGCCCAAGCUGACUCCUUUACUGCUGAACCAGGCCUGAACUACGUUGACCUUGACCUGGCCAUGGCGGAGAGCCCCCAGGCCGGGGUAGAGCAUGCCUCGGCCCCUUACAACAUGGCAGCGAGUGGCCUGGGCAGCUCCGCUGGUGCCAGUCUCAACACCUAUGCCAGUAUUGACUUCUACAAAUCUGAGGAACGGAGGGGACAUCAGACCAGUAGGAAAGAUAUUCAAGGUAGGAGAUGAGAAUGUCAACGUUUUUUAGCGUUUUUAUUAAAAGUAGGCACUUUCUUGUGCUACUUUCUUCUG
Gadus chalcogrammus (walleye pollock) is the source of this 3561-nucleotide messenger RNA. Its product is annotated as insulin receptor substrate 1. Bases 1 to 3498 code for a protein of 1165 amino acids. Gene Ontology annotation, cellular component: cytosol; plasma membrane. Gene Ontology annotation, molecular function: insulin receptor binding; phosphatidylinositol 3-kinase binding. The transcript has 3 exons. The record is from RefSeq and is a predicted model, not a curated record. Gene Ontology annotation, biological process: insulin receptor signaling pathway. Lineage: Eukaryota; Metazoa; Chordata; Actinopteri; Gadiformes; Gadidae.